CCUAAUAGUAUAUUUUCAGUAAACAACAACAGUUGUGUUUCACCUACAGAAUUUGACCCGGCCACUGAUUACAAAUAUGAUAAGUUAAGACAUAUUUUUCCAUUGGAAGGGCAUAGCAAAAAACAUCUUUGCUUCCUAAAAUUCAAUAAAGAAUUACUGAAAGGAUCUACUGAAGAAGAUGGCCAAGAAACAAGCAUGGACGCACAUGCGCCAAGUAUUUCAAUAUGCGGUCAAUUCGGUGCAUCCGGAAAAUAUAUUCGCUAACUAUAAUAGAUAUGAUUUGCGACCUCAAGAGCAGGACCAGCGUGUCUAUAUCAAGUUGGACGGACGGGAGCAUGAUAUAACUGACAAGACCUGUCAUAUUGUGGGUUUUGGCAAGGCUGUCCUGGCCAUGGCCAACAAAGUGCAAUACGAUCUGGGCCAAUAUGCCGCUGGUGGUGUGCUCAGUGUGCCACUUGGCAGCAUGCAGCAGUACAAACAACAGCCCAUCUGCCCAAAGAUGGUUAUAUACGAGGGUGCAGCCAACAAUCUGCCCGAUGAGAUGGCACUGAAAGCGGCACAGGAAAUAAAGAAGCUAGCUGAGUGCAUGACUGACAAGGAUGUGCUCUUCGUGUUCAUCUCUGGCGGUGGUUCGGCGCUGUUGCCACUUCCCAAAGCACCGCUGACGCUACAGGACAAGCGCAGCAUUGUGGAUAAGUUGAUGAAGCGUGGAGCGAGCAUACAGGAGCUGAACACGGUGCGCAUUGCCUGCUCGGAGAUUAAAGGUGGUCGCCUGGCGCAGGCAGCCAGAAAGGCAAAUGCGAUAAUCACCUUUGUGCUGAGCGACAUUGUUGGUGAUCCACUGGAGCUGAUUGCCAGCGGACCCACAGUGCAACCAAGUGAAGGCGGUGAAUCAACUGCGGAGAUACUAAAGAGGCACCAAGUGUGGCCUGAAUUAUCGGAGCAGCUGCAGCAACUAUUUGUGGCGCAGCAGCAGCAGCAACAGCAAACUGUUGAUAAUGGCCAAGUUUUUGUUGUGGGCAGCAAUGUUUUAGCCACCACAGCGGCUGUGCAGGAAGCCACCAAGCUGGGCUACAUAUCCUGUGUGCUCAGCUGCGCCAUUCAAGGUGAUAUCAAUAACGUUGCUGCGGAUUAUCAGCGAUUGCUCCAUGGCAUACAGGAGUUCAAGCAGCGCACAAUCAAUCAACAGCAACUACGCGAAAGAUUUGCCUACAGCGAGCAGAGCUUUCAGGAUUUUCUGAAAGCACUCGAACAGCAUGUGGCAACUAAGGCGCCAAUGUUUCUCAUCUGUGGUGGCGAACCGGUCAUCAAGGUCACUGGGCAGGGUUUGGGUGGACGCAGUCAGCAUUUGGCGCUGCUGAUGUCACAGAUGCUGCAUCGCGAUGAGACGCUGAGUGGGUGCAGUUUUUUAAGCGCCGGCACUGAUGGCAUUGAUGGCCCAACGGAUGCUGCAGGUGCCAUUGGUGAUAGUGGUGUCAUUGAAUCCUAUCUAAGCAGCCAUACGCUCGACGAGCUGGCUGAGGUCCUGCGCAAUUGUGAUAGCUACAAUUUUUACAAGCGACUGGAGGAUGGGGAACAUCAUCUGAUUAUGGGACACACUGGCACCAAUGUAAUGGAUCUACAUUUCUUGGUUGUGCCGUAAUAGUUGGGGUUGGGUUUUUUGGCGUUUGAUCUUGAAACUCGGCGUGGCAUAGUUUCAAUUUGUUUAAUAAGUGUUGCAGACAGUUUUUACGAUUUUCCUGCUUAAUGUUCUUAUGAAUUUUUACGACUCGUUUCAUUAACGUUUUUAAUAUGCAUUUAAAUACGCUAAUUCUCUAUUCUGUGCUCUUUAUGCUCAAGUGACAAGCAUAAAAUCGCAAUUAGCUUUUUCCUCUCAAUAAAAAUUAAAAUACAAAAAAAUUCAAAUACAAAGAAUGUGUGUCUUAUGAAAUCAGCAAUCAGCAAUAAUAUAUUUUUUGGCUACCAGAUGAAUUGUGUUGAUUUUAUGGCUAUUCUCAUAAAUGUGUGAUAAAUCAAAUGAUAUAUCUAUCUGCUGUAUGUAAAAAAAAAUAUACUCAUAUAUGAUUAUUAUAAAGCAUAAAUAUUUUAGUUGUUUUUUGUUUUUUGUUUCGCUUUUGUAUUGUUUUUGUAUUGUAUUUUGCGCCUCUUAAGAAUGCGCUGCUAAUAAAUCAUCUUAAUUGUUUAAGACCCCAAAGGCAAACAGUAGCAGCAACAACAACAAUAGUGACAACAACAACAAUAGCCAGCGAUAAUUGCAAUUAAAAAUGUAAAUUUAUUUGUAUAGCUUUUAUUUUUAGCAACUAUUAUAUACUAUAGACAACAAUAACAAUAACAACAACAACAACAACUAAUAAACUAAAACGCCCGACGCGCGCCCUAUUGCAAUUUACAA
Drosophila grimshawi is the source of this 2392-nucleotide messenger RNA. RefSeq names its product glycerate kinase. Gene Ontology annotation, biological process: protein phosphorylation. NCBI's taxonomy places the organism in Eukaryota, Metazoa, Arthropoda, Insecta, Diptera, Drosophilidae. The transcript has 3 exons. Bases 179 to 1642 code for a protein of 487 amino acids. The record is from RefSeq and is a predicted model, not a curated record. Gene Ontology annotation, molecular function: glycerate kinase activity. Gene Ontology annotation, cellular component: cytoplasm.